CUUCGUUGCGCGGAAGCAUCUCGAUCCACUUGCCAUUCGUGCGCGGAAGGAGCUUUACUUGGCCGCCAUUAGUCCUUUAUCCUGGUACGUGUGGCAUCUAUAGUCCGGUUGUAGCGUGAGGGGUGAUUUAAGCGUGAAGUAUAUCACAUAAACAGAGCAAUGGAAAACGCUGCAAAUGAAAUGAACAUUAAGAAUGAAGAGGAACACGACCGGAAAGGUCAAAACCAUGCCGGGCAAAACAAUCAUCCCGGUGGCGGUCGUGGUGAAGGCCGGGGCAAUUUCGAUGGCCGAGGUGGUGGAUUUGGUGGUGGCAGAGGCAGAUUUGCGAAUCGUCCCAGAGACGACAACAGAGGCAGAAAUCCUGAUGAUCGACUGAAUGAACGGCUAGCUGCUCUGAUGGCUCCAACACAUGAUCUUCCACCAAUGGAUACAACAGAAAAAAAAUUCUCCGGCCGCUGCCGAUUAUAUAUAGGCAAUUUAACAGCUGAUGUUACUGACGAUGAAAUCAGGGAAAUGUUUAGCCCCUAUGGAGAAGUGGCUGAACAGUUUGUUAACAAGGAAAAGAACUUUGCUUUCAUACGCAUGGACUACCGUGCAAAUGCUGAAAAGGCAAAGAGAGAGCUUGAUGGGUCUCUACGUAAAGGCCGUUCAAUUAAAGUUAGGUUUGCACCACCUGGAGCUGCUAUAAAAGUUAAAAAUCUAACACCUUGGGUGUCAAAUGAACUUUUAGAGAAGGCAUUUUCAGUGUUUGGAGAUAUUGAAAGAGCUGUUGUCAUUGUGGAUGACCGAGGAAAGUCAAUGGAAGAAGGUAUAGUUGAAUUCGCCCGUAAGCCUGCAGCUCAGAUGGCUAUGCGCAGAUGUGCAGAAGGCUGCUUUUUCCUUACAGCGUCUUUGCGUCCUGUUGUUAUCGAACCAUAUGAACCAUUAGAUGACACGGAUGGCUAUCAGGAGAAAAAUCUGCCUAAGAAGAACCCAGAGUACUACAAGAUGAGAGAAGUGGGACCACGUUUUGCAACACCAGGAAGCUUUGAGUAUGAGUAUGGUACACGUUGGAAGCAACUGUAUGACUUGCACAAACAAAAGGAAGAUUCCUUGCGCCGUGAAAUGAAGAUGGAAGAAGAAAAACUUGAAGCUCAAAUGGAAUAUGCUCGCUAUGAACACGAGACAGAGAUGCUGCGUGAACAACUGCGGCAGCGUGAAUUAGACCGUGAACGACAGAAACAAGAGUGGGAAAUGAAGGAACGGCAGGUGGAAGAGCAGCGCCUGCAGAUGGAAGAGCGUAUGCGUCGCCAACAGGAAGAAAUGCAGCAUCGAAUGCAUCACCAAGAAGAAGAACUUCGCAGAAGACAACAAGAGAACAAUCUCUUCAUGCAGGCGCAUCAGUUAAACAGUCUCCUGGAACAGCAAGAACAGGCAUUGAGAGCCAAUCCUACAGACUAUGAUGCAGCAGCUGCCGAUCCAGUCAUUCGUGAUUAUGAUGCAGUUGGUGCUGAGGCAGGAACCAUCCCGCCGGAUCCAAAGGCUUUUAUGGAUGCUUACGACAGAGGUGCAAGUCGCUACGGUGAAGGUGCCCGGGGUGACUUGAGGGAGGAUUUGGGGGGUCCUGCGGCAGGCAGCCGCAGCCGCUGGGGCCCUGGGGGUGCUGACCGUAGGGGGGGUGACUACCCCUCAAAAAGGCGGCGCUACUAGGGACAUAGAUUCCAACAGUGGAUUGCUCCAUAACCCUUUCUUGACUCUUCAGUGGCACAUUCCAUUCUUUAGGGGAAAUAAUUGGACAAAAAGGUGUCAGAGUACAAAGACACAGUAGAUUCACUACUUCGUGCUUCACAAUAGAGCUACUUCCCCUUUGUUAAAUGACUUCUGUGUGUACUGUUUUAUGGCUGCAGUCAUGUUAUGAAGUGGGAAGAUUUCUCACAACUGAAAUGUGGCUUCACAUUUUUAAAGUGUGUAAUAUUUCAUAGGUAACUUAAUUUGAUGAGUAAAAGUUAAUCAUGGAUGUUUCUAAUUCUAUUAGAUGACGUUCUUCUUCUGGAGAAAUAUUUAGUCAAGAAAGGGUUCAGAGCUGUCAAAAUUAACUUUAAUUCAACCUGAAAUUGAAUCAGUAUCCACAUUUAAAAUAGCGUGGAAAUUUGUAUUCACUGAUUUAAAUUAACGUUCAGUAUCCUACUGGUGGUAUAAUCAGUAGAUUCUUUUAUUUCAUUAUGAAAUAGAUUUUUUAAGUUUAAGUAUGAUUGAGAACAGUUCUGAUUAAAUAGGAAUAGUCUUGUAAUGAUUAUGUUAUUGACAAACUUUUUAUUAAUAAAUGUAAAUCCAUAAAUAA
Messenger RNA from Schistocerca serialis cubense, 2320 nucleotides. RefSeq names its product hrp65 protein-like. The transcript has 11 exons. Gene Ontology annotation, biological process: regulation of DNA-templated transcription. Gene Ontology annotation, cellular component: nucleus. NCBI's taxonomy places the organism in Eukaryota, Metazoa, Arthropoda, Insecta, Orthoptera, Acrididae. The record is from RefSeq and is a predicted model, not a curated record. Gene Ontology annotation, molecular function: RNA binding. Bases 160 to 1689 code for a protein of 509 amino acids.